Messenger RNA from Passer domesticus (house sparrow), 6667 nucleotides. RefSeq lists its product as uncharacterized. The record is from RefSeq and is a predicted model, not a curated record. The transcript is spliced from 2 exons. The coding region runs from base 542 to 1786 and encodes 414 amino acids. Gene Ontology annotation, biological process: viral process. NCBI's taxonomy places the organism in Eukaryota, Metazoa, Chordata, Aves, Passeriformes, Passeridae.
AGGCUGAGCCCGCGUUUCAGCAGCCGAAGCGUGACCCUGCCGGCCGGCGGCAGAGGUCGGGCACGGCCGCUCCUGGGCCUGCCCCGAUCGCCUGCAGGGAUUGGGGCACGCUGGUGCACACCUCAGCUGUCUGCAGGGUGCACGGACGCUGCUGCCAAGUGAAGUUCGUGCUCCGUCAAGCGCUGCCGGUGAAUUCGCACACUUUCUGCUUGCUGCAGCUCCCGGGAAAGUCAACCCCCUCCAUUCCAGACGUGAGAGGAGUUUUCUGGUUCAAGGACUACCUCCGAGAUUUUCGUUUCCAAGAAUCUUGGGUUUCUGACUUGAGAGAGCAGGUCUUCCACAAACCGAUGGAUCACUGUGCUUCACCAGCCUUUUCUGAGGACUUUCCGCAAGCAGCGUGUUACUAUUGCUCCGGUGUGGUGAGUUUGCAGCAGGGUGCUGCAUGUUAUCCUGGGGGGGUGGGGGUGAGCACUGCGCAUGUGUUUUUUACUUUCUGUUUUGUGUUUUACCUCAGAAAAGAGCAAUUUAAGUGCUGAGAACAAUGGGAAACAAACUUUCUCCCACUGAGAAGGAGUUUUAUACCCAAAUUAGAGCAUCCCUUUUGUUAGAAAAUAUUUCUGUUAAGAAGAGAGAGCUGAAAGCCUUUGUUAAUUUGUUGUUCAUGCAUUUUCCAAAUGCUGGUAGAGAGGAAGUGUUAUCAGUUGUCUUUUGGGGAAAGGUGGGGCGUUGCAUUUAUCAAUGGCAAGUGUUGAGGGACUUUGGAGUGGCAAAGUUUUACCCUGUUUUCGAUGCCAUAUAUGAGUUUGUGAAAAGGAAGGAAAGAGUUAAGAACACUAGUUCGCCUUCCCUAUGUUCCUCCCCUUCCGAUCCUAAUCCCUCUUUCCCCAAGGACCAGACAGGACUCAGAUCUUGCCCUAAGCUGGCGCUGGGUGGUAACCUGCUCCCUGCUGGCUCCUGCCUGGCUCAAACCCCUCGUCCAGCUGAGACUGGCCAUCUCAGUUCGGAUUCUGCCCUUUUCCUCACUCCUAAAUCCCCUGAAUCCGGUUUGGAUUCCUGUUGCAAUGUUAAUAGUUGUCCUGAUUUGGGGUCACAAAAUGGAGGCGACCACGUGGUCGCCCUCCCUGAUUUAAAGGUGCAAAAUGAUGGCUUGUCUUUUCCAGUUUUGUCCUCAGUCCCAGUCACCACCUCUGAGGCUUUUCCAGUUGUGUGCUCCUUCCCUGCGUCGGGUUCCCCCCCUUCACUCGCAUUGUCGGGAUUUGCCCCCUCUGCCCUUCCCCUCUCUGCUGUGUUACUGGGAAAGCCUUCGGGGGCAGCUCGGUUUCUUCAGAUAGUCACACCCCAAGGGGUGGAUCUAGCCGUUCGUCAUUGGGCCACACCUCGGGGGAAGGGACAGAUUGUGCGUCACCAGAACCUGCCCCUUCCCACUCCUUCCCUUUCCCACGGUGCCCGUGACGGGAAGGCAGUCACCUUGGUCGGCAAAAAUUCCAGCCACCGGUCCCCGACAGCCAAAGAAAAAAUCCACGCGCUGGAUUGCUCUGCUUCAUCCUCCGGUGAGGAUGAGGAUGGAAGCAGCCCUGGCAAAAACCUCCAGCCAUGUGAGAACUGGGGCAGGAUCUGGGAAGAAGCAGUAAGGGAUGGAGACCUGGAGUUAGUGAGAGAUUUAGAUUUGUUAGCCGCACCGGUUGUCUAUGUCGCCAAUGACCAAGCGUGGUGGGAAUCUAUACCAUACACAGAGUUAAAAGAGCUGAGACGAGCUGCAAAAGAUUAUGGGAGACAGUCACCUUAGUUUAAGAAUGUACAAAAAUUAACUUUUGGAGGACAUACUCUGACCCAUGAUUUAAGAUACUUAGCAACUGCCUUGCUCUCUCCCACUGAGUUUCUGCUGUGGGAGGUGCACCGGAAAAAAUGACUUAAACCUUUGAUUAAAAAACACAACAACCUAGCAGAGAUUUGCGAAGAGAAUGACAUUUUAGAGGCAUUGGCAGGGGAGGGUGAAUAUUCUAAGCCUGCAGUACAAGCAGAACUCCCUGCUGAAAUCUUAAAUGAUGUAAAAGCUGCUGGCAAAUCUGCUUUGCUGAGAAUCCAAGAUGGGAGCAGCCCUUUGCAGAAUUUCUCUGCCAUUGUGCAGGGAGUGGAUGAAUAAUUCAUAAAAUUUGUAGAUCCACUGUGUGAAGCUAUCGAGAUACAAAUUGACAAUGAACAAGCCAGAGACUAAUCAAUACGCAAAAUGGCAAUGACAAAUGCUAACGCAGAAACAAAAAAGAUUUUAAGAGCAUUACCUCAGGAUCCUGAGCCAACCAUAGCCCAAAUGGUUGAUGCAUGCACAAAAGCAUCAUCCCUAGAAACUACACUUGCCUUUGCAGUGAGCAAGGGAGUGGGGGAAGCCAUGACAAACAUUAGCAAUGUCCGUUGCUUUUACUGUGGCCAACUUGGACAUUUCCAGAAAGACUGUCCUCACCUUCCUGUUGGGCAAUUUAUUAACUCUGUUCCACCUCCUAGGCCUCCUCCUUUCCAACAGCCCUAUCGACCCACAUACAACUUUCAGCAGCAAUAUUAUCAGCCAACCCAGAGAAACGCUUGGCAGAGCGCGGGGCCACGCCGCGCGACAACAGCAAAUUACCGGCCUUGCCUGCAAAGCCCACCUCAGCUGCCAGCCAUCCAGGAGUCCCCCGCCCCAACAGGCUCCUCGCAGAGGACCGCAGUCAUGAGGAUGGACUCCGGUUGUUGUGCAGAACCCGGAACUUUCCCCCAAAGCCUCUGACCAGUGUUAGUAAUUUCUGUCCAUCUGCUUUUCCCCGACAAAAAUCUAGUUCGAGUUCCAGCUGGGUACCUUGAGCCCCCUUUCCACCAUCAACCAACUACAGUCCUGCUGUUUGGGGACAGCGAACACACUCCAGAUCAGAUAAGUCUAUUACCAGAAGUUGUGACUGUAAAUCCAGGCAAUGAAAUUACUGUGUCAGUUCUUUGUUACAAUCCACCAUUUCCACUGUUCAAAUUCUCAUGUUUUGCACAAAUGUUAAUUUUAGCUGGCCAGGAUUGAGAGGUUGACUCUGAUUCAAAUUUUGAUGUGUUUGCAUGUCACCAGAUUAGUAAAGACAAACCCGUGAUUGACUCUUGUAUUUCCAAAAAUGGGAAAUCCAUUGAACUUCAUCUCAUGGUUGACACAGGAGAAGACGUUACCAUCCUCCCCAGAGAAAAGUGGCCCCGCGACUGGGCACUGGUGUCCCCUUGUGGCACAAUCUCUGGUGCUGGUGGAGCUGUCAAUUCCAUGAGAAGUCCUCUUCUGGUAAGCAUAAGGGGGCCUUCAGGAUAUUCCAGCAACCAUUUAACUUAGUGACUGAUUCAUCUUGUGUUGCCAGGAUAGCUGAUUGAGCAGAGCAUGCUCUCCUCAAAGACGUGCAAAACAAACAGCUGUUUUCCUUGCUUUCAGAAUUAAUCUGGCUCAUCUCUCAUCGAGAGCAACCCUAUCAUAUUCUACAUGUAAGAUCCCACACUGACAUGCCUGGCUUCCUUACUGAGGGGAACCAGGGGGCAGAUGCAUUGGCAAUGUCAGUCACCACCACAAUUACUUCACCAACUUUACCUGACAUUUUUAAACAAGCACAAUUGAGCCACAUGUUCUACCACCAAAACACGCCAGCCCUGGCACGUCAGUUGAUAUUGUCACAAGAACAAGCCCCUGCCAUUGUAGCCACAUGUCCAAAUUGCCAAUCCCAUGCCCUUCCAACAGUAGCAACAGGGGUCAAUCCUAGGGGACUGAAUGCUCUUGAGCUGUGGCAGUCAGACAUUACUCAUAUCCCACCUUUUGGGAAAUUAAAAUAUAUUCACAUAUCUAUAGAUACAUUUUAUGGCGCAAUCUUUGCAUCUCUGCAUGCAGGAGAGAAAGCCAAAGAUGUCACCAAGCACUUUUACAUGGCCUUUGCUACCCUAGGAGUUCCAAAAAAGAUUAAGACAGAUAAUGGACCAAGUUACACCUCCAAAGCAUUUCAGAAUUUUCUCUCAGCUUGGGGAAAUUCCCAUCACACCGGCAUUCCUCACAACCCUCAGGGACAAUGAAUAAUAGAAUGCACACACAAAGAAAUUAAGAAACUACUAGAUUUACAAAAAGAUUCUGCCCUUUUAAUGACACCUCAAGAGACUCUGCAAAGCACUAUAUGUGCUCACUUUUCUUAACUGCCAUUCAAAAGAUCCAAAUCCUCCAAUCCUUCGGCAUUUUCAUAACAACACAUUUGCCCAUCUCAAAGAACGCCCACCUGUACUCAUCAGAGACCCUGAGUCUCACCAAAUUAAAGGUCCUUUUCCACUAAUAACCUGGGGCCGAGGGUACGUGUGUGUUUCAACAGAAACAGGGCCGAAGUGGAUUCCAGGCCACUUUGUCAAACCCUACCUGGAUGCAAAUCAGACUGCUGACCCACCCAGGAAAAGCCAAGAUGCAUCUGAUCAGCCAGACACCGCAGCAGAUGCAGUCACUUGGAAGCGUCGGAAGAAGAAGACCAGAAUUCCCAACAUUGUAGCACAAACUCUCAUCACAAAAAGAUAUUUUCCCGUCAUACCUUGCUGCAGAACCCCUCCUUUCCUCCCCAACUAUCCCUAUCCCUUUUCCCACAUACCUUUCCCCCAACCCAUCCCACUAGUCCCCACGCUUCUCUUUCCUGCUUGUGUCCUAUUAUUAUUAAAAAAGGGGGAGGGUGAGGAGAGUGACUGAAAGAGUGUACAGAAAUUUAAUGUCAUAUGUUUCCCUUGCUAUUUGCUACAGCAAAAUCAUGCUGGAAGGCCACCCUGGAAAGAAUGAAAUUCAAACAAGUGCUUUUCACUGCAAUCACCAUUCUGCUCCAUCCGUGGACAGCAGAAGGUUGGAUGGUGCAACAACCAACAGAGGAUAUAUGGCUGACUCUGGCGAAAACUCUGAAACAAGAUCAGAUCUGCUUGCCAAUGGGCAGCGUGGACAAUCCUCUAUCUGCGUGCCUGGUGGGAAUGCCUCUGUUGCAAAAAGAUUAUCCAUAUGCAGGGAAGAAACCAAAUCCAGUUGAUACUUGGGACACCUGGACAAAGAUUUUACCACAUGCCAGACAGGAGCCUCAGGAGUUAGAUCUCUUGGGCUCUGCUCCAGCUACAUAGUGUGUUAGGUUCUUCUGUCUACAAAACACACCCAUUUGGCAUUACUCUGCAGUCUCAGGCACAAUAACUCAAAACGAUGUAACACCUAAUAGCAGAAAGUAUAAUUCAGCCACAUGGUGCAACUAUACCUCUAGCACACCACCUGAGUCCAGUGAUGGUCCCAGAGUGUCACUGAGAGGCGUGUUUCUUAUCUGUGGCCACAGAGUGUGGGCAGGGAUCCCAUCAAAGAUCAAAGGAGAUCCCUGCAGCCUCGGACAGCUGACUGUCCUCACCCCAAACACAUCACAAAUUAUAAAUUAGCAGAAUCAAGAAGGAUUGGCACGCAAAAAGAGAUCUUACAGUCAAUUCUACCCAAAUUGCGAUGAUAAAAUUUACGAUUGGAGCGAAUCCAAAAGAGUCUCUGUGUCCAUUUUUCUACCUUGGUACACAGCUGCAAAGGCUCUCGGUGAAAUUUCCCACCUGGGGUGUUGGCUCAGCCGUCAGGCCAAAGCUACCUCGGCAGCCCUGUCAGAUCUGCUCACGGAAGAAGAAACCACCAGGCACGCCACUCUACAAAAUAGAGCUGCCAUUGAUUUUCUCCUUCUGGCGCAUGGUCACAGCUGUCAGGAUAUUGCUGGCCUGUGCUGUUUUAAUUUAACAUCUAAAAGCACGUCCAUACAUGCCAGCAUUCAGCAAAUUCGAAACCAAGUGCAAGACCUCAUGACAGAGACCAGAGACAUCAAUGUAGUAGAUAAAGCACUCACACAGUGGGGAAUCCCCAGGUGUCUUGUACCAAUUCUCAAAAAUUUGGUGUGGAUUUUAGUUGUCAUUUUUAUGAUAAUGGUUGCCCUGAGUUGUUUCAAAAGGGCAAUGGAAAAGUGACUUGGAAAAAUUUAUUUAAUAAACAAAGAAGGGGGAGAUGUGGGGGUCAUGGGUGAGAAAGCUAUCUCAGGAAUGCCCUGGGAAGGCACCAUUGUCUAAGUCAGGGAAAAUUCAUUCCUUUCCCAUGGUUCAAAUGCUGUACUCCCUUUCCCAUCCCACUCAUCCUCUACCCUUUGUAUCUUUCACUAGUUGCUCCUGUGAAAACUUUCCCCCUGCCAUCCCCCUCCAUGUGGCUGUGCCCAAAAUCUGUAACUUUCCCCAGAGAUCUCGCACUCGCCCUGGUGUCCCUCUGCUGCUUGUUACCGUCCCUGCUGUCCCUUCAACUCACUGUCUGUCCCUCAGCCUACCCUCCAUGUUUUCCUAUCCUCCUUCCUAUCCCCUGCAAUAAAUCAGUUGAAAUUAUCCAGGACUCGAGCUGCCCUUUUUCUAUCUGGUGAAGAGAAACAUCUAGCCAGGGUCCAGCGGGUGAAAAUCCUGACCCCGGCAACCUUGUUCUUUUCAAUUUCUAUGACAUCACACACAGUCCUUAAACACACACAGCCAUCACCUAUAUACACUAGUACCGUUUAUUGGUUGGUCUCUGGGUGGAUCUCAAAGUGGCAAAUGCCUUGGUCAUUGUCAAGGCAUAUGUCUUGAGCACUAAUCACAUUACUGUCACAGACGAAUCCCUGUUGUUCUUGAGCAAUGU